This is a messenger RNA of Caenorhabditis elegans, 3408 nucleotides long. It is a transcript of the gene ptr-13, whose product is annotated as SSD domain-containing protein. The record is from RefSeq and is marked reviewed. Lineage: Eukaryota; Metazoa; Nematoda; Chromadorea; Rhabditida; Rhabditidae. The transcript has 10 exons. Gene Ontology annotation, cellular component: membrane. Bases 151 to 2706 code for a protein of 851 amino acids.
AUAAAUGAUCGAUUUGCACUAUCAAAACGCGCAAGAUUUUUGAAAAAAAGGGGGCGAGUAUGGACCGCCCCGGUUUGGCCCCCCGCUGAACCGUGUCGAAAAACCAAGAUGAAGGCAUUUACCGAGCGAGAAACGGUUUGAGUUGAAGACAUGAGAUCUCUAUUAUUACCCUAUCAUCCGUCUGAAAUGCUUCGGCAACAACGACAAAUUCAGAUGAACUGGAUCUCAUACUACUUGGGCAACCAUCCACGCUGUGUUCUAUUUUCAGUAUUUUGUGUGCUCAUUCCAUUGCUCAGCUACUUUGUGAUAUAUCCGCUGGAAAUCGAAUGUGAUAUACGAAGAGGAUUCGCGAACAAGCAUGGUCACGCAGUUGAGGAACUUACGAAGUUUUCCAACUUCUACAACAUCUCAGUCGGCGGCCUCGAAAUCUGGGGAGUUCUGGCACGAAACAAGACGACUGAUACAGACCUGCAUAUAAAUCUGAAACUACUAAACGAAAUAGACCAACUUCAUCAAUUUGUAUGGAACUAUACAACACAAUACAAGCAAGAGACAAUCCGGUUCAAAGAUCUCUCAUCAGAAGAUAUCAAUUAUGUCUUCAACUAUUAUCGGAAACUACUUGCAAUCGAAUGGAUGCCUGGGGUCAAUCUAUCGUAUCCUCUGGCAGAAGCUUUUGGACAUCCAUUUUACCUUGGAAAUCAGUUUUUUGGAGUCAACAAUGGUCAGGCAUCAAAGGCUGGCCCAAUCAAAACUGCAAAAUUCGUUGCUCUCUGGUACAUGAGCAAGGCGGAAACUUUCGAACAGAAACAAAAACUUCAAGCCGUACAACUCGGGAUCUUCAAAAAAUCUGCCGAACGACCCAACAAUUUGCAAUUCGAUUUUGAAAUGUUUGGCGAUCAAGUUGCCAACUCUGAAAUGCUACGUGGAACCUUGACUACUGUAAAACUAUUUUUCAUUGGUGGAUGUCUGAUGGUGGCAUUUAUGGCAUGCACAUUCACAGAGCUCACUAUUUUCUCAAAAUGUAUGUUGAUUGCUGGAGCCAUUGGAUCGCCACUAGCAGCUACCGGUGCAUGUUUUGCAAUUCUUGGAUGGGUUGGACAUCCAUUCAAUUCCAUUAUGUGCAUUACUCCAUUCCUGAUUCUUGGAAUUGGAGUUGAUGAUGCAUUCCUUCUCCUUAAUUGUUGGCGUCGUGAAGAAGGUAAAGAUAAAUCUGCGAAACAAGCUGAAAAUCAAUUGGCUCGAGUGAUUCGGGAAAUUUCUCCGUCAAUGGCAAUAACUUCAUUGACUAAUACAAUGGCAUUUGGAGUUGGAUUCCUGGCACCGACUCCUCAAAUGAGCUCAUUUUGUCUUGGAACUGCUCUCGCAAUUGUGUUGGAUUUUCUCCUCGAGUUUUUGAUAUUUGUCCCAUGUAUGGUACUUUUCUAUAAGAAAAAGCCAGAGAUUAUCGCUAUUGAAAACGAAGAAUUUGCGAAUGAGAAAACCGAGAAACGAAGUGAAACUUCUACGGGAAAAUAUUCCCGAAUCAACUGGAAAUGCUUCACGAACUUGCUUCUUUCUGUACCCGGUCGUGUCCUCGUAAUUAUUCUAUAUUUUUCGAUUUUCACUGCGUCGUAUUUCGGAGUUGCUAAAAUGGAGAAAACAUUUGAUCCAUCAAAGACUUUCCCAUCGGAUUCGAAGCUUGUGGAUUCGCUCGCAAGUUUUACAUCUAUUCAAGUAGAGUACUCGCCACUAAAUUUCCUAUCAAGCGUCCCUGAUCUCAAGAAUGAUACCGAUGUUGCGAACUUUAACGAAAUGCUUCACAAGCUGGAGUUUCGAGAGGAAUGUUAUGGAGAUGUUGGAAGUCAUAAUAUGUAUAGAGAUUACGUUCAAUUCUUGAACUAUUCCAAUAUCACCGACAAGAGUUAUAACCAUUUGGAAAAGUUUUUGAAAGGAAGAGGAAUGGCCGAUGUGGGGACUAUCAAAUAUCAUAAGGAGGGAAACGACACAAUCAUAGAUAUGAUUAACUUUGUGGUUGUGUGCCAGGGUCGGGAAAAGUGGGCGGAACGAGCUGUUAAUGUGGAAAAAACGCGGCAGAUUCUUGUGGAUUAUUCAGACUAUAACAUCACACUUUUCGAUUAUGAUGGAACGAUUUAUGAUUUGAUUAUUACUGUUAAAGGCGAGCUCGUCAAAUCCCUGGCAAUUACAUUCACCUGUAUGACCAUUGCUUGCUUCGUUAUAAUGCCUUCGUUUGUGGCGCCAACCAUUGCCUCUGUAGCCACUGUUUCUAUUUCCUUCUGCCUAAUCGGUUUCCUCUCUAUUUGGGGUCAAAACUUGGAUCCUGUAACAAUGAUUGAUGUGAUAAUGGCGAUUGGAUUCUCUGUCGAUUAUAGUGCUCAUGUCUGUUAUCAUUAUUAUUGUGCAAGGGAGCAACACCUAGGAUCCAAGCAUGAAGUGAUAACAAGUGUCCUACAAGCUGUUGGAAGGCCCGUUGUAGAGGCAUCCCUGACAACAUUACUCUGCAUGGCCCCAUUGUUCGUCGUACCCGUUUAUAUGAUCCAAUCGUUUGCAAAAACCGUAACCCUGGUAACCAGUUUCGGGCUUCUACACGGUCUCUUUUUCCUGCCAGUUGUUCUUUAUUUCAUUCCUCUAAAUGCUCAAAAACACUCACUUCCCAGUUACACGCCAAGUACUCAACCACUUGUAUCUCUCGUGGAAGACGAAAAGUGAGGAGUUUUGGUUUUUAACGUUUUUUUUUCUAAAAUUUUUGUUGUGUAGAAAUAUAGGAAACUGUGCGGGUGAGAAUCUAUUUUUUAAUCCUGGAUAUUCAACCGUGCAGGUUAUUCAGUUUUCUCAGUGCUAUUCAGUCGCUCUGAGCAGGCCCAAAAAUGCCUGCCUGCCUGCCUGCCUACGAGCCAGGCGUAACCUCGAUAAAAGUAGGCAUAGGUAGCCUUUGGUGCAAACCAUGAAUUUCUUAUAGGCGCCCAGGCAGGCAUUUAUGUGCCUACAUUGAAGGCUUUGUUCUCUUUGAACUUUUGUACAUAUUUUUCGGUUUUAGAUCUUCUUUUUUUUGUAGCCCGGUGCCUCAUAGUUGUACCAGUAACUUUCUAGAAAAAUUAAAAAUUAUUUUAACUCAAAAAUUUUACGUUCUUGGUGUCUUAAAAAUUGACUUCUAAUGAUUUUUUCUUCACAAAAUUUUUGACAAUUUUCCAAAAAUCUUCUGCUAAUAUAUUUAAAGUUCUCUAAAAAGUUACUGCUACCCUUUUCCCCCUCUCUUUCUCAGCCAUUCUCCAUAACGCGUAGCUUUCCGAAUUCCCCUUCCCUUAUCGUCUGUCAAACACCUCAUAUGGUACUGUGUGUGUAAAUACUAGAGAUCCCCUCUGUCUUUUUUAUUUCUUUUUCCGUUAAUAAUAUUAAUAAAAUCCAUACGUA